Messenger RNA from Drosophila serrata, 536 nucleotides. RefSeq lists its product as uncharacterized. Lineage: Eukaryota; Metazoa; Arthropoda; Insecta; Diptera; Drosophilidae. The record is from RefSeq and is a predicted model, not a curated record.
AUGGAUGUGGAUGUGGAUGUGAAUGUGGCUGUGGAGGCGGAGUCGUCGGAUCUAACCACCUCCACCACCACCAUGCCCACCUCCAGUUGUUCCACCACCACCGUGCCCACCUCCAGUUGUUCCACCACCACCGUGCCCACCUCCAGUUGUUCCACCACCACCGUGCCCACCAGCACCAAACCACCAAAGGGCCCGAAGCCCGGUGGUCCUAAGCCCGGUGGACCUAAGCCCGGUGGCCCUAAACCCGGGUCUCCACCAAAGAGUUGCGGAUGUGGACCUGGUGGUAAUACCUGCGAUGGUUGCCCCAAGCAGGCUGAUCUGUGCAAGGAACUGAUCGCUCUCUUAGAAAAACUGAAUACCAAGAUCAAGCAAUGCGUGUGCGGAGUUCCCAAGUGGGCACUGCCCUAAGGCAUCACAGGAGACAGGAGUCCACCGAAGAUCCCGAUAAAAAGAAGGAAAGCAGAUGAACGUACCAAGGAUAACGAACUGAUCACCUGAACCCAAUUUAUUAAUGUUUAAGUUUCUUUUGUUUUCGU